Molecule: messenger RNA, 942 nt
Organism: Elgaria multicarinata webbii
Lineage: Eukaryota; Metazoa; Chordata; Lepidosauria; Squamata; Anguidae
Gene: ESX1
Product: ESX homeobox 1
Exons: 5
Coding region: 1-942 (313 amino acids)
Biological process (GO): regulation of transcription by RNA polymerase II
Molecular function (GO): RNA polymerase II transcription regulatory region sequence-specific DNA binding; DNA-binding transcription factor activity, RNA polymerase II-specific
Source: RefSeq, a predicted model, not a curated record
AUGCAGAGGCACAGCCCCGCCGGCGCCCCCGCCCUGCACCUGCUCACGUCCUACUUCAUCGACAGCAUCCUGGGCAGCCGCAGCCCCGCCGCCGGGCCCCACAGCGGGGCCCCCGCGGAGCCCUCCUUCCCAGCGCCGCCGGCUGCCAAGGCGGCGGCGGCGGCUCCCCCGGGCCAGGACAAGGACGGCGGCGGCCAGGCGGGCCGGAGCGGCCCGGGCUGCCCGGGGGGACGGCUCCCCUCCGGGCCGGGCGCAGCGGCCGGGGGCGCCGUCGAGGCUCCGCUGAAGAGGAAGCAGCGCCGCUACCGCACCACCUUCAGCAAUUUCCAGCUGGAGGAGCUGGAGCGUGCCUUCCGCAAGUCCCACUACCCGGACGUCUUCACCAGGGAGGAGCUUGCAAUGCGGCUAGACCUCACAGAAGCUAGAGUUCAGGUCUGGUUCCAAAACCGAAGGGCAAAGUGGAGGAAACGGGAGAAGACGGAGAUCUUGGGUACCCUGCCCAGCCUCUCUUUGGGGCACCCCUUUGGCUUGUACCUGGAUGUCCCACUGACGCAGGCGCCCCUCCUGGACCCUACCUGGCGCUCGGUGCCCAUUUCCACCGUGGCUGCACCUCCGGUGGCACCCGCUUUCAGCCCUGCAAGCUUGGCUCCGUUUGGCUUGAGCAGCAUCACAUGGACGUCCCUUUUCCGGAAUCCGGUCUUAAGCCCUCAGCUUGGCAGGUUCCUCAGUGCUUUAAACCCUCUUGUGACCACUGCCUCCGUCCUCAUGAAAGCUCCCGGGGCCUUGGCCGACCCCGUCGCCACCGCCUUCGCCGACCCCCGGGCAGCUCUGAGGAAAAGCUCCAGCGUCGCAGACCAGAGGCUCAAGGCCACAGAACGUUCCCCGCCAACCCCUCCCUUGUGUCUCGGUCCCGCCGGCUCCAACAAGGAGCGCCUCUGUUAA